AUGAUUCUUUUGUCUACUCCAUAUUUAGUGGAUUAUAUCACUUUCCUUGUUAACAAGUGUCUGCUGACCGGGGUUUUUUCGGACUUAUGGAAGCAAGCUGAAGUUAUACCCGUUCCCAAGAAAGAGUGUCCAAGUGGCAUUAACGAUUUUAGACCAAUCAAUGCAAUCAUGUUUCACAUUCAACAAGUCGACUCUACAAGUUGCUACUGCGUAGAUCACAUAGCGGAAUGCGUUCAAACCAAUCCCUUCCUAGCGCAAAGACUAUUUAACCCCUACUAUCCCCAGCUGUGGUUUCCUCUACCCUUAAAAAUCAGUCAACCGCGGCCCGAGAAACCGCCUUAUUCCUACAUAGCUCUAAUAGCGAUGGCUAUUUCGUCGUCUCCGAAGCAGCGGCUCACUCUAUCCGGAAUCUAUAGAUUUAUUAUGGACAAUUUUCCAUACUACCGGGAAAACAAACAGGGAUGGCAGAAUUCCAUCAGACAUAACUUGAGCCUGAAUGAUUGUUUCGUGAAAGUGCCUCGUGAUAAAAUCGGUGGCACGGGUGAAGCCGGCGGCAAGGGUAGUUAUUGGAUGUUGGAUCCCAAGGCGACCAAUAUGUUUGAGAAAGGAAACUAUCGAAGACGGAAAACGAGGAGGCAGCGCGUGGUAGAUUGCGAAAGUCGAUUGUAUCAGGAGGAAGCUUUGUCUUUAGUCACGAGGGCCGUUACUCCAGAAGUAACUGACUCAACGGAGCACCAACUCACGUUAGCGGAUCAAAGCAAAAGGCGCAAAAAUUCUACACUGUUCACCAUCGAAAAUUUAAUAAAGAGUGAUGAUACAUUAGACAACAGUUGCUCCACUAGUGCUUAGAUCUCGUCUCCUGAUUGCAAAAAAGAACAUUUUUCGUUUUCAAGCAGGGUUUUAUUUAAACGCUUUUCGCGACUGGAACGCACGACAUAAUAAUACAUACAAUGUGGUGAAUUCAAAUGUCUUUUAUAUGCCUAGAUACUUGGCGUAUCUAUAUUCAUUUCAUUUUUGGACUUCAAAGGGACGCCUUAAUUUUACCUAGCUAGAAAUACUUUUAUGUGCAAUUUCUUGACAGGAAUUUUAUCUAUUUAUUUGGAUACAUGAUGAACCUUUCAAAAACGGGUUCUCUUUUUACGAUCUGUGUAUUCGGUGGGGUUGACACAAACAUCAAAAACUACGAAUUUUGAUGAAAUUCGACACCUAUUCACGAAAUAUUUAUAUUAUAUCUCUAAGAACAUACGAAAUGUUUGUUACAAUUUGCUAAAUGUGUUAAGUAACACACGACAAAAAAUCCGUUCCACUCAUUGAUGUGUUAAAUGAAUAGAAUUAAUAUUAUUCCAAUAUUCUUGGAUACAUGCUGCUAUCAUUUUGCAAAAGUUACCAUUUGAGAAUGAAAGGUUGGUAAAAAUAGUACUGUUAAUGUUGUUAAUUUUAUCAUAUCUAUCUAAAGUUGGUUUUACCGUGAAAUGAAUUCACAAAUUUGAUACGUAUGGAUUUUGCGUGGGUGAGUAAACUCCAAUAUUUUUAAUUUCUUUAAUUUUAUUUAUUCUGUGAUUGAAAACAUAACUAACAUCUCUAUUUUAGUCAGUAAUUGGUGUCCCUGAGACGACUACAUGACUAACAAUCAUGUACGGGGUGUUUCAA
Molecule: messenger RNA, 1650 nt
Organism: Cylas formicarius (sweet potato weevil)
Lineage: Eukaryota; Metazoa; Arthropoda; Insecta; Coleoptera; Brentidae
Product: forkhead box protein C2-A-like
Exons: 3
Coding region: 1-849 (282 amino acids)
Biological process (GO): cell differentiation; anatomical structure morphogenesis; regulation of transcription by RNA polymerase II
Molecular function (GO): DNA-binding transcription factor activity, RNA polymerase II-specific; RNA polymerase II cis-regulatory region sequence-specific DNA binding
Source: RefSeq, a predicted model, not a curated record